Gaeumannomyces tritici R3-111a-1 is the source of this 1406-nucleotide messenger RNA. RefSeq lists its product as hypothetical. The record is from RefSeq and is a predicted model, not a curated record. Lineage: Eukaryota; Fungi; Ascomycota; Sordariomycetes; Magnaporthales; Magnaporthaceae. Bases 11 to 607 code for a protein of 198 amino acids. The transcript has a single exon.
UGUUCACCUUAUGGUCGUACGUUUGAUAUGCGCGCGAUCGGGAGGCGAGGGGGCUGGCUGGCCGUUGGCGGUUCGCGAUCUACCGACAAAAACUGGGAAUUCGUGGAGGCCGCCUGCUGCGUUGUCCAUGUCCUGCUCUUUUCGGCAGGCGGACAAGCAUGAUGUGUUUGCCCAAAAAAGAAAGAGCAAGGAGGAGGCAAGCCACAAACACGGGCUUUUUUUCUUCCCUUGCUUUUUGCCGCGCACCUCGGUUGCCACUGCCUGCCACGUCAUGGCUAGUGUUGAGGCAGCACUGGCAGGCACGGUUGAGGCGGUCGGCGGGCGGCUGUGGCGAGGUGCAGCGCCCAAGUCCGGCGGCCGCCUAGCGACCCAGGCAAAGCGACCCAGGCACCCAGGCGAGCCAGCUCAGCCGGGAUCAUCAAUUCUGUGGUCCCGCCCGAAGAACAGGCACACAGGACGGAGAACAGGCAACACCGGUCUGCAAGCUCUGACGGGCUGCAUGCACAAGGCCUACGCAGAUAUUGCAUCGAGUGGGCGCGGUGCAGCCAGGCGGCGACAUCUGCAGUUGCAGGGACCAGGACCACGAUUUGCGAUCGCGUCCCGUUGACUGUUAGUGCUUGAGAAGCCGAUCGGCCGAGAAGGCAGACGGCAGGUGGACAAGAAUAGAUGUGGAUUUUCAACAUCGGCGGCCAGCGCACCUACAAUAGAUGCAUGUGCCGAUUCACGCGGAACAGAGGACGAGGUGGGCCAAAGAGAAUGCAUCUUUUCCACUCAACCUCCCCCGCUCAGCUGACCUGCACCACAUGUAGGCUGCCGGGCACACAUCACAAUUCACCUGCAACCUCCUCCAUUGUGUGUGCGGGUGUGGGCCAUUUAUUGUAAAGAAACAACAAAACACAAAACAAAGGGGUGUGAAGAAACAAGCACUGUCGGAAUCUGAUAAACCGACGUCAACAGCCAAUUGCUGGACUCGGCACGCUGCUUGCCCGAACGAGCCGGCCAUGCUCCUAUCGCGAGAUGGAGCUUCAUCCAUCCAUCCCGGAGGAUGGCACCCCUUCUUGCUGUUGUUACCUCCCACCUCCCUCCUCCCCGACAAACCUAUCAGUCCCAGCACGCCCUUGCACUCUGUAUGCAUCCCACCCCCCGUUGGCAAACUCGCCAAGUCCAAUCACUAGUUCUUCUUGUGUCUGCAUGAGACGAAGGGGUCCGGAAAUAUCGAAUAUCAUAUCAUAUUCCCAGACGGGCGACUCAGGGUGAGCAUGAUGGGGAAAAGACGGGAUGAAGGGUGGGGUGUUUGAUACGAGAAUGAUCCAUCCAGACGGUAGCCACUUCCUAUAGCAGAUGAAGGUUUGCUGGGGACUGCGGGAGGUAGAGCACGAUAGACAUCCUCAUUCCCAUUCUCAUCG